AUGAAGAUUUUUUUGGUGCUUGUGAGUUUCUUCGUUUCAGGUUCACCUGCUCCGCAUGGGCCAGUUUCUUCUCCUCCCACUGUACAAAGUGCAACGCUGUCCCAGGUUGAUCUUGCAUUCAGCACUUUGCCAACACUACAGCCCACGUCAGAAUCACACAAGGAAUCGGCAAAAAGCCUGACAGAUACCAUCAUUGUGAUCAUUGUGUCGGUCUCUCUGGCACUGCUCGUCUGUGCCAUCAUCCCACUGAUAUUCUAUGGACACUGGCGCAGCUCCGGAGAGGAGUCGAUCCACAACAACGCCGGGGGUAACACGUAUGUGGCGGAGUACAUUGACGAGCACACGGACAUCCCGCUGGUUCAGAGCUCUGUGGCCCUUCAGACAGAUCUUGAGACCGAGGCUCCAGACCUGGCUAAUUAUGCCUCUACCUACCAGGCCCUGGACCCACAAUCGCUGGACUAA
Molecule: messenger RNA, 462 nt
Organism: Knipowitschia caucasica
Lineage: Eukaryota; Metazoa; Chordata; Actinopteri; Gobiiformes; Gobiidae
Source: the annotation of a GenBank genome assembly